Messenger RNA from Boeremia exigua, 1120 nucleotides. Its product is annotated as CENP-S associating centromere protein X-domain-containing protein. The transcript has a single exon. Gene Ontology annotation, biological process: kinetochore assembly; resolution of meiotic recombination intermediates; replication fork processing. Gene Ontology annotation, molecular function: protein heterodimerization activity. The record is from RefSeq and is a predicted model, not a curated record. Gene Ontology annotation, cellular component: FANCM-MHF complex; Fanconi anaemia nuclear complex. Bases 279 to 824 code for a protein of 181 amino acids. Lineage: Eukaryota; Fungi; Ascomycota; Dothideomycetes; Pleosporales; Didymellaceae.
UGCCACUCAUAGAUGGAAUGCCUAAGCAAUGAAGGACGUCAUACUGCUGUGUCGAAGUGGAACAACGGUACGCUUAGUGACAUUGUUAAUUCCGCAACCAAGGCGUGCAAGCACUCAAGUUGGGGUUGUAAUUCGAGCAUUGCGCUCGCUGCGAUGUUUGGGCUAUGUAUGACGUCGGUUGCGUGUUUACGCGUUGGUCGUGUCAAUACUGUUCAGCAGCUCCACCAAUGCGCUGACAAGACCCACCACUUCAACCCAAAUUCAACCUCAACCUCACCAUGCCUCCCAAGAAUGCAAGUGCAAAUGGCUCAACGCGCAAGGGGCCCCAGUUCAAGCCUCCUCGUCCGGUGAAAUCGGGCACGAAAGCAUCGACAGCGACCGCGUCACGCGCGACAGGCGCGUCGAAGAAGCCCGGCGCUACCACCACCAAGGCUGGCUUCCAACCAGCAGCAACAGUCAUAUCAUCUGACGAAGAGGAUGCGCAAGAAGAAGAAGACGAAUUCGACGCUCUUAGCGACGACCUGAUGGAAGAUGUACCAGCACCGGUACCCGCCAGGACUGUCGAGCCCUUGACCACAGCACAUCCAAUCCCAGCCCCACUGCUCGCGCGGCUUUUACAUGAAAACUUCGAAGACCCCAACACGCAAAUACAAAAAGGCGCAAUGACUCUGACAGGCCGCUACAUGGAGAUCUUUGUACGGGAGGCACUUGCUCGGGCAAAGCAUGAGCGCGCCAGGUCUGCCAGAAAGGAUGGCUUUUCAGAUGGCUUUUUGCAGGUCGAAGAUUUGGAGAAGCUUGCACCGCAGCUAGUAUUGGAUUUCUGAGCCACGUCAUGCAGAGAAUUAGGAGGCAUGCGCGCCCAUUGCGACAAUAUGAAAUCCAUGCCUGCUCGGGUCUACACUGCAUCGAACGCGACUUCCGAUUGGCGUGUACGACAGACAGACAUCAAAGUCUUUCCAGAUGGCGGUGAGCCGCUGUCAAGUGUCAAUCACAUUCACGUCUCGAAAUUAAAGAUUCGCACGUCGAAAUUUUUCCGUUGUUACACCAAGGCGGGCAAGCACGUGGACAAUGUAUCGCAGAUUGGACAGGACACAUGAGAGUCUCAAUUCGCUGGAGAACC